GUCUGGGGGACAUUGCCGCCAAUGCCAAAUCGGAAAGGAAAAAUUGCUGUCACUCCUGUAGUGUCAUUUCUUGGGGAAAUUGAUGUGGGCAAUAUUAAAUACAGCCAUAUUGAGGUUUCAAAGGUUUUCCAUUUGACACUUGAACACAUUCUUGAGCACAGAAGAUACACAAAAUUCWCUARUGGAGUUACGAUGCCUGUGUUUAUAAAUGGUCCACAUCUCGUCUGGGGUAUGACUGCAACAAUGAUGGAUGUUUUCUUUGAAAUAAUCUUUCCUGGUUAUUACAAAAAGGUUUUUAAAAUUUCUGAUAGGACAAAAUUACCAUGGCUAACWAAACAAAACCGAAAAAUAAUAAAUAAAGUUCUURACAGUGAAAAUCAUACAGUUGGAAACACUGUAAAUGAAUGAUAAUUUUCUUCAACAGUCCUUACUCUGGAUUUUGUUCUACUUAUAUUAUUAAGUAGUUUUCAAUAAAGAAAAAUUAUACGCCA
Molecule: messenger RNA, 491 nt
Organism: Exaiptasia diaphana
Lineage: Eukaryota; Metazoa; Cnidaria; Anthozoa; Actiniaria; Aiptasiidae
Product: nucleoside diphosphate-linked moiety X motif 8-like
Exons: 3
Coding region: 22-408 (128 amino acids)
Source: RefSeq, a predicted model, not a curated record